Molecule: messenger RNA, 1677 nt
Organism: Beta vulgaris subsp. vulgaris (sugar beet)
Lineage: Eukaryota; Viridiplantae; Streptophyta; Magnoliopsida; Caryophyllales; Amaranthaceae
Product: BES1/BZR1 homolog protein 4
Exons: 2
Coding region: 145-1134 (329 amino acids)
Biological process (GO): DNA-templated transcription; brassinosteroid mediated signaling pathway
Molecular function (GO): DNA-binding transcription factor activity
Source: RefSeq, a predicted model, not a curated record
ACCUCAAUUCUCUCUCCUCCCACAAAACACACACACCCAAACAAACCACAACUCCUCCACUUUCUCUCUCCUCAUUCACCCCUUUCUCUCAAUAAACCACGUUGUUUUGCGGUAACAAGGGGUGGUUUACCGGUGACCGGAACAAUGACCGGAACUAGGAUGCCGACGUGGAGGGAAAGAGAAAACAACAAAAAGCGUGAAAGACGACGUCGUGCCAUUGCUGCUAAGAUCUACACUGGACUUCGUAUGUACGGCAAUUAUAAACUUCCUAAACAUUGUGAUAAUAAUGAAGUUCUUAAAGCUCUUGCUAGAGAAGCUGGUUGGGUUGUCGAAGAAGAUGGCACCACUUACCGUCAGGGAUGCAAACCAAUGGAGCCCAUAGAUAUCAUUGGUGGCUCAGCAUCAGUAAGCCCAUGCUCGUCAUAUCCAGUCAGUCCUCGAGCUGGUGCAUCCUACAAUCCUAGUCCCGCUUCCUCGUCAUUCCCGAGUCCCGCUCAUUCAUACUUUGCUCCUAGUGCUAAUGGCACUACCGAUCCUAAUUCCUUAAUCCCAUGGCUAAAAAAUCUGUCUUCCUCCGGCUCCUCAUCCGCGUCUCCCAAACUUCCUUAUAUUUAUAUGCCUGGAGGUUCAAUUAGUGCUCCUGUGACACCUCUACUGAACUCACCAACCUGCAGAACUCCUCGAAACAAAAAUGACUGGGAUGAUAAUAACGUCGCCCCACCAUGGGCCAACCCAAUGAACUACUCCCUGCCUUCUUCCACACCGCAGAGCCCUGGCCGCCAAACCCUUCCUGAACCUGGAUGGCUUGCAAAUAUCCAAAUCACACAGGGUGCGCCCGCGUCUCCUACAUUUAGUCUUGUAUCAACCAACCCAUUUGCCUCUAGAGAGGAGGUGAUGGCAGGCGGGGGUUCAAGGAUGUGGACCCCAGGGCAGAGUGGGACAUGUUCUCCCAUCAUUGCUGCUGGGCCUGCUCGUACAGCAGAUGUUCAUAUGUCAGACGGCAUUGCAGCCGAGUUUGCCUUUGGAAAUGGAAUGAUGGGAGGCCUAGUUAAGGCGUGGGAAGGAGAAAUAAUUCAUGAAGAAUGUGUACCUGAUGACCUUGAACUCACACUUGGAAGCUCAAGAACUAGGUGAUAAUUGCAUUAAAACAGACUCAGUUCUGUGAAACAUUACAGGUCAAGAGGUAAAACCUGCUUCAGCAUACUUGUCCAUGAUUAUCUGAGAACUUCCCGUGUUUGCUCGAAUGCAUUUCCUCAGAUCGCCGAUGGUUCGGUUCACUGAAAAGAGACUGUCUUGCCCGUACCAUGAGGAGAAGAGCAGAGAGAAUCUAGAUGGUUUUGUCAUGGGGGUCUUUUUUUCUUUGUUUAUUUUCCUUUUUGGUCCUGGUUGAGUGGUUGUUUUACCAAAGUUGAAGAAAAAGGGGGAAAAAGAAAAAGAAAAAAUCACAAUACCUAUACAGCAUUAUUUAUUACUCCUGUGAUUUGUUUUAAGACUGGAUUUGUGCUUAGAAGCCAUGAAUACCAAGUAGAUGAUUGUGUAGUCCUGAAUUAAGAUUUGUAUUGUUGGUGAAUCAUUUUUUCUUCAUUACUAUGGCUCCAUGGAACCAUGACGUUGUUUGGCAGCGUCGUGCGACUCAAAGCCAUGGCAAUAUGAUAUUGAUAAAGAGUUUAAAUUGUA